Molecule: messenger RNA, 1509 nt
Organism: Enterobius vermicularis (human pinworm)
Lineage: Eukaryota; Metazoa; Nematoda; Chromadorea; Rhabditida; Oxyuridae
Source: the annotation of a GenBank genome assembly
AUGGCUAAUAGCGCUAACGUAAAAAACAAGGUCUGCUUGGUUGUGAUCGAUGGUUGGGGCAUAAGUGAUGAGAAAAGAGGUAAUGCAAUUGCUAACGCGAACACUCCUGUUAUGGAUAAGCUCUGCUCGGGUAACUGGCAGCAGAUUGAGGCACACGGUCUGCACGUUGGUCUCCCUGAAGGUCUGAUGGGUAAUUCUGAAGUUGGCCAUUUGAAUAUUGGUGCUGGUCGUGUGGUGUAUCAAAACCCAGCUUUAAAAGCUGCUGCUGAACGUGCUGUUAAGGGCAAUGGUCGGAUUCAUCUUUGUGGUUUGGUUAGUGAUGGAGGUGUUCAUUCGCACAUAGAUCAUCUGUUUGCACUUAUUAGUGCUCUCAAAGAGUUGAAAGUUCCAAAACUGUUUAUUCACUUUUUUGGUGACGGACGUGACACUAGUCCGACUAGUGGAGUUGGCUACUUACAACAGUUAAUUGAUUAUGUCAAGAAAGUGCAGUACGGUGAGAUUUCAACUAUUGUUGGAAGGUAUUACGCUAUGGAUCGGGAUAAGCGAUGGGAACGAAUUCGAGUGGCUUACGAUGCUCUUAUUGGUGGUAUUGGAGAAAAAACGACUAUUGAUAAAGCAGUUGAUGCAAUCAAAAGUCGUUACGCAAAAGAUGAAACUGAUGAGUUUUUGAAACCCAUAGUUUUAAAUGAUGAGGGACGGACUAAAGAUGGUGAUACUGUAAUAUUCUUCGAUUACCGUGCAGAUCGCAUGCGUCAGAUUACAGAAUCAAUGGGGAUGGAGCGGUAUAAGGAUUUACAUUCUGAGCUUCCUCACCCGAAAGAUAUGCAAGUAAUUGGAAUGACUCAGUAUAAGGCUGAGUUCCCGUUCCCUACAUUGUUCCCACCUGAGAACCACGUCAAUGUCUUGGCUGAAUGGUUAUCGAAACAAGGAUUAACACAAUUCCAUUGUGCAGAAACCGAGAAGUAUGCACACGUAACAUUCUUCUUCAAUGGUGGUGUUGAGAAACAGUUUGAGGGAGAGGAAAGAUGUCUAGUUCCGUCUCCAAAAGUGGCUACAUAUGAUCUCCUUCCUCCGAUGAGCUCUGCUGGUGUCGCUGAUAAGAUGGUAGAGCAGCUGAAUUUGAAGAAGCAUCCGUUUGUAAUGUGCAAUUUUGCACCUCCAGAUAUGGUAGGCCAUACUGGUAUUUAUGAUGCAGCUGUGAAAGCCUGUGAAGCCACGGACACUGCGAUUGGCAGAGUUUAUGAGGCGUGCAAGGCUAAUGGCUACAUUUUAAUGGUAACUGCCGAUCAUGGUAAUGCCGAGAAGAUGUUGGACCCUGUUGGGGGAAAACAUACCGCGCACACGUGUAAUAGAGUCCCCUUCACAUGCAGUUCUGACAAAUUCGUAUUCAAAAAAUCGCUACCAGAUCGUGCAAUGGGAUUAUGUGACGUAGCUCCAACUGUUUUACAUGUAAUGGGAUUGCCAAUACCACCAGAAAUGGGUGGCUGCUCACUGGUGGAUUCUGUUUGA